This is a messenger RNA of Acanthoscelides obtectus, 405 nucleotides long. Lineage: Eukaryota; Metazoa; Arthropoda; Insecta; Coleoptera; Chrysomelidae. The record is from the annotation of a GenBank genome assembly.
AUGCCUCAGACAGCUGUCGGAAAAUCUGUAUCUAGUUUCUGUAGGGAUGUGAAAAUUCGUGGUGGUGUGGCUAUUUAUGUAGCAAAUCAUGUUAAUGCCGUACCUCUAUCAGAUAACCUUCUGAAUCUGUCAGAAGAACUACACUUUGAGGCGGCCGGAGUAAAUGUGAAUGAUCUUCAGUUAAUCUCACUGUAUCGAUCUCUUGAUGGUAAUUUUGAAUACUUUAUUAUGAAACUUUGUCGUUUAUUGGAUGGACUUGAUUACCGCAAGCAAAUUGUGUUAACAGGAGAUUUUAAUGUUAGAUUUAAUACGUUACAACACCAAGCUCAGGAGCUUGUGAACUUAUUUAGUUGUUAUGGUUUCAUGCCAAUAGUUAGUCAAAAUACAAGAACUCAAGUUGUCUAG